Molecule: messenger RNA, 555 nt
Organism: Cylicostephanus goldi
Lineage: Eukaryota; Metazoa; Nematoda; Chromadorea; Rhabditida; Strongylidae
Source: the annotation of a GenBank genome assembly
AUGCGUGGAACGGAAGCUGCUCGUUCGGUGGCGAACUUCCUUCUCUUCGACAAGGAUCCACUAAUGCAGAGAAAUAAAUACUCCUACAAUAGGCAAUUCAAUAAAGACGAGCUUUUCGAGCCGGAUCAGCGAAUGGUGGAAGUUUACAAGCAGCGCACAUUGGAAGAACGAUAUUUAAAUUUUAUUGAGGAAAAGUUUAAGUUUGUCAACAAUGAGUUCCCACCCGAAAUGCAAGACGACAGGAAGAAAUUUGACGACACCAUUUCCAUAGAAGACAAAUUUGACUACGCAGCCGUAGGAAAACUACUCUCCCAAACUGAGUGCAAGGCGCUUCGCUCAAGUUUUCCCGAUCCUCAUAGUGAACAGAUCCUAAAGGAACUGGAGGAACGCAUCAAGCUUCUUUGGCCGACAGCCAAGUUCACUGAACGUGCCUGUAGCCGCGAGGCACGUACGGCUGCUUGCCCUCGAGCCGUUGUGCUCUCGAUCGAAAACGACGACUGCUCGGAGUGGCUGGGAGCUAUGCACACUGGUUGCGCAAUUGUUUUCUGCACAUAA